AUGGCCGAAGCAGGCCCCUCUACGCAGACGAGGGGAUCGCCCGCUGUCCCGCAAUCAGUGAACCGAUCCUCAGUCUCUCUGUAUCCGCUCUCAGGGAUCUUGCGCUCCAUCUGGGACGUUCCUGCCGUCGCUCCCACCACGAAUCCUCCUAUCGACACUCUCUCGCAAUCUUCUGUCCCCAACGCGUACCCCUCCGAUAUUGGACAUCCCGGGAAUGGUAUUUUCGGAGGUCCUCUGCGGUUGGUCCCGUUCGACCUUUCAAAAUCCCACCACUAUCCCAACGGUUUGACGAUCAAGCCAUACGAGAAUGUGGACCAAGAUUGGAUGGGUUCACACUGGAUCGAAUGCUAUCCCAGCAUCCAACACGAACAUCACUUUCAAUACCAACACGUUGUCCUUUAUCUACGUGAAUUCUAUGUUGAUCCCAAGGCUGUAUACCCUACUAGCUGGAACACGGACGUGAACUUCCAUAGCAAUCGCUUCUAUAUCCCUCUGGGAAAGAAGUUCACGGAUUUGGAGAUUGUGAAAUCUGUCAGAGAACAUGACCCCAAAUUAUUGAAAACGGGUACAUCCGAGGUUACAUCCCAGAUGUCGACAAAGUUUAGCGGCAUCAAGCCAGAUGUCUGUCUAACAGGGUAUCACAUUGGAACAUUGGCGGAAGGGACGUAUCGACAAGAGCUCGAGGGCGGCGGAAAGUUGAGAAGACCGAUCGCCCCAAAAGGGUCCUCUACGCUCAAAUCGAGCUCAAAGCUCGAUGAAGCAGAAGAGCUCGAUAUACGAAGGACAAUCGAUCAACAUCUCAAAGGCCUUCAAUAUGCAAACAUGGAGGCUAUCACUCAGACAAUCUUCUACAGCCUACUUGGUCAUGACGUCUCAAAGUGUCGUUCGGCUAUGGCAUUGGUCAACGGGAAUUACACUCGUAUCCUGAACCUGUCCCAUCUGGUGCCAGAAGGAGAAGAGGUAGAUUGGGAGGGCGUGGCUCUGGGAGCAGGCGGUGGCCGGAGAAUCUUGGUCGAAGCCGAUCCAGAUGUUGUCGCCAAGUUGAGGCGCCGCGACAACCAUUGCCUGUCUCCAGAGCAAUUUGGCCUGCUUGCGGCAGGAGAACCCUUCAAUGGUAUCCAGUGGCAAGCACCGAAUUCUAUCAUCGCAAAUUACGAGGAUUGGACUUUGGAUCAAGGGGCCAAGGAUCGCCUCGAUGCCACUCAACUCGUCUUCUUCGAGAACUCUGCCUUAUACCCUCUUUCCGAAUCUUUUGCCACAGCUCAAGACUUUUCACCCGACCUCUCCCUUGGACAUCCUCCUACCUACUAUAAGGCCGGCGGAAAAUCCACCUUGUCGCAACUUUCCACCUACCCCUUCCUCCUCCUUCUCUUGCGACAACCGAUCAAAAGCAGUCAUCGUGACUAG
This is a messenger RNA of Cryptococcus wingfieldii CBS 7118, 1407 nucleotides long. RefSeq lists its product as hypothetical. The coding region runs from base 1 to 1407 and encodes 468 amino acids. Lineage: Eukaryota; Fungi; Basidiomycota; Tremellomycetes; Tremellales; Cryptococcaceae. The transcript is spliced from 6 exons. The record is from RefSeq and is a predicted model, not a curated record.